Molecule: messenger RNA, 438 nt
Organism: Schistocerca cancellata (South American locust)
Lineage: Eukaryota; Metazoa; Arthropoda; Insecta; Orthoptera; Acrididae
Gene: NP15.6
Product: NADH dehydrogenase [ubiquinone] 1 beta subcomplex subunit 11, mitochondrial
Exons: 1
Coding region: 1-438 (145 amino acids)
Source: RefSeq, a predicted model, not a curated record
AUGGCGUCUGCUUUGGGCCGGGUGUACAACUAUCGGAGGCUUAUGUCCAAUAUUUAUGGACAAACUCGCUUGAUUUCUACUUCAAAAAAUAACAGAGAAACUGCUACUGUGUCUGAACCAGUGGAGCAGUUACACCCCAAACGAGAAGAAAAGAACUGGAUUAGCUAUGGUUUCGAUAUGAAGGAUAAGGAAGAGGACAGAAACGCAAUGCAUUCGACAAUGUUUUUUUCUGUUACAUUGUGCCUCGUUGUAGGCUCUUUCAUAUGGGCGUAUAGUCCGGAUUACCAGAACCGUGACUGGGCACAGAGAGAAGCGUUUUUGGAACUCCGAAGGCGAGAAGCACUGGGUCUACCUCACAUCGAUCCAAAUUUGAUAGAUCCUGACAAGGUUAUUCUUCCUACAGACGAAGAAUUAGGUGAUACAGAAAUUAUAAUAUGA